Uranotaenia lowii is the source of this 1459-nucleotide messenger RNA. RefSeq names its product protein Mpv17-like. Lineage: Eukaryota; Metazoa; Arthropoda; Insecta; Diptera; Culicidae. Gene Ontology annotation, cellular component: membrane; cytoplasm. The transcript has 2 exons. The record is from RefSeq and is a predicted model, not a curated record. The coding region runs from base 207 to 803 and encodes 198 amino acids.
AGAGUGUUAAAAUCCCAGAAAAACAAAAAAAAAAACAAAAACAAAUUACAUUCGGUUUUUGCUGCAGUCGCAACUAUUGAUUGUGACUCUUUGAUCAGAAAUAAGAUCUCAUAAGUAUUUUCGGGCCAACUAAGGCUUAUAAUAUAAAUUUUGUUUUUUGGUAAAUUUUGUUGUGAUUUCGUCUAGCAAUAAACCAAAAAAAAAGUAUGUCCUUAUCAACAUUGUACAAAAAAGCUCUCGUCAAAUAUCCGGUGUUGGUGCAAUCAGUUCAAUCGGGAAUCCUCAUGGGAUCAGGCGAUGUGAUAGCGCAAACGCUGGUUGAAAGGCGAAAACUUACCGAUAUUGAAGGAAUGCGAGCGUUUCGAUUUUUCGGCAUCGGUUUCUGCAUUGGGGGCCCGGGGCUACGUAAAUGGUACGGAGUGUUGGAUAAGCACGUAACAGGAAGCAGCAAAACAGUUGCUACCUUCAAAAAGGUAGCUCUCGAUCAGUUAGUGUUUGCUCCAAUAUUCCUUGGCACGCUUAUCGGUACCAUUGGGUUUCUGCAAGGGAACAACAAAACUGAAAUUGAAAGUAAAUUAAGGAAUGAAUAUAAAGACAUUCUGCUGACAAACUACUAUAUCUGGCCCUGGGUACAGCUGACAAACUUUUACCUGGUACCUUUAAAUUAUCAGGUUCUGGUGGUUCAGUUUGUCGCAGUAUUUUGGAAUACUUAUCUCUCGUGGAAAACUAAUUGCACCGAAUCGAACAAUAAGCCGAUCACCGUUAAGAAUAUUGAAGAUGUUUCGGAUGAGUCGCCCUUGUGAAAAUCGUCUAGGUAAUUGUGUGUAGACGAUGCAUAUACAUAUUUAGGUUUGUUGACUUUCACGCGUUAGAAAAUGUGAUACAACUUAAAGAGUAGCACGCGCGGGGUAACAUUAACAUGAACAAGCUUCAACCAGAGUAACAUGGCAUUGACAUGUUUGUUUUAAGUAAUAGUUUAACACAAUAUUUCAAAAGAUUGUAAACCAUAGUGCAUGCGAAAAGUUAAGGAAUAAAAUACAGUUGCCAUAUUGAGACAGUUUUGUCGCUUCAAAAUGUAAAAUGUAAAGAAAGUCUGAUUGCCUCACUUGAUUUAAGUAAAGCGAAAACAAAAACUGUUAUGACAUUCUUAAGUGUUUACCCCCUAGGAAUGUUUUUAACCCCUUAAUACAUGACUUUAUUUAAAUGAGUAUUACUCUUGGAUUUUAUCGACUUUUUUGGCGAGUUUUAAUAUAAAAAACCAAUUUUUACCAGUUGUCCAGACGUUGAGUUUUGCAGGAUCGAAUCAGUGAUACAAUAUCAUUUAAAUUCGAAUAACACCAAGUUUUAUUUAUUUAUACAACUUGUUUUUAAAAGGCCUUUACUUUAGUUUUUUGUGCCGAAUAUGUUCACCUCACUAGGCCGUUAUAGUCGCGACGACUCAACGAUAAGAAAUAUAAUA